Messenger RNA from Haemonchus placei, 1269 nucleotides. The record is from the annotation of a GenBank genome assembly. Lineage: Eukaryota; Metazoa; Nematoda; Chromadorea; Rhabditida; Trichostrongylidae.
AUGUGGUCGUGGACGUGGUGGCUUGACGUCGUCAGUAAUCCAUUCGAGUACUGGAGCCUUUCAUCACCGGAAUUACCCAGUUCCGGUGUGAUGUUGUGGUUAGUUGUGGCAGCGAUUGUAAUUCGAUUUCUGCACAUCUUCGGCUCACCUGCUGUACCCGAAGUGACGUUGUUGGAGAAAUCCGAGCACACCGCUAUGAAAAGUCUCAUUAGUGGAAUCGACAUGCUAAAAGAACCCUACCGACCACCUGGCCUAUGGGGUCGAUCUGGACACGUUCAAACGGUGACGUAUGGCCUGCUAGGCCAUGCCUCCCUCAAGAGGGUGUUCGACCGACGGGCUGCUAUUCGUCUCAGCGAUGGCUCUACCAUAACAUUUGACGGAAAUGGACAUUUUCGUGAUGAGCCUUUUCAGAGCGGUCUCGAUCUUACCCUUGCGCUCACUCCAGGAAUAGCCAACAGCAGUGAAAGCAACUAUAUUCGAACUUGUGUGCAUUAUGCUCAGGAACGAGGCUAUCGAUGUGCUGUUCUGAAUCACUUGGGUGCACUUCAUGAUGUCAAACUUACAGGAAGCAGAAUCUUCACAUACGGCGGUACGGACGAGUUGCAUGCAAUGAUGAAUCAGCUGUUCAGUGAUUAUCCACGUUCGCAUUUUAUCAGUAUCGGCUUCUCAAUGGGGGCCAAUAUCACCGCUCGCUUCCUUACGCAGGUCUCAGAAGAACAGAGGAGUCGUAUUUUGCUAGGCUUGAGUGUAUGUCAGGGAUAUUCGGCAACCACAUCCGCGCCCAUGUAUCACGAUUGGGAAAAUGGACGACGUAUCUAUAACUAUUUCAUUACUGAGAACAUGAAACGUCUCCUUCGACGUAAUUAUGAGCAAGCAGUUGCACCUCAUGUUGCCAGUGGGUUGAUUGAUGAACAGCGUCUCUGGUCAGCCACAUCCAUUGUGGCGUUUGACGAAAACUAUAACCGUCGAGUGGCUGGUUUCCAAAAUCUCGAGUCAUUCUACGCAUGGUGUGAUUCGUUACCACAUCUCUCUAAGCUGCGAGUGCCAAUGAUAUUUUUAAACGCCGAAGAUGACCCCAUCGUUCCACGGUGUCUUUGGGAACCAGUGAAGGAACUCGCUUCCCACUCCGAAGACAUGGCAUUCAUUUCGACCCGACAUGGCGGUCAUUUGGGCUUCCUUGAAGGUAGCUCAUUCGCACCGCAUUCAGUCACCUGGCUCGAUCGGUUCAUUGUGGUUAUGGCUGAUCAAGCCGUCAAGGCUUAUGCUUAA